AUGGGACACGAUUAAAUACGUAUUAUCGUAUAGUACUUAUCAGAAUUAUUUUUUUGAGUGACAAUAGAUGUGGCGCGUUCAACUAAGCGCGAUAAUUCCCGGGAAUAUAAUUGAAAUCAAUUAGUUCGAAAUGCUAAUAAAACGCAUGGCGGUAGUGCGCUAUUCCUUGCCGAAAAGUCGAUAAAUAUUCCCUUUCCCUUUCUCUCUCCUUCUUUUCUCUUUGCGCCGCGGCGCGAGAUAUUCUUUGUUCAAUAAAUCAACGUCGAUUUCAUCCCUACGUGAGCAUCAAUUACAAGACUCUUCUCGAGACAUUAAUUUAUUAUCGCGGAGAAACGUAAUCUCACGAGCGAUUGAUACACUCGUCGUUGAGGCGAGUAACACAAAAACAAUCGCCGGUUCAUCGCUAAUAAACAAAAAGGAAAAAAGAAAAGGAUAAAGAGUGUAUGUUCAAGCAGCUUUUGGCAGCAAUACGAAGAUGACGGACGAGCAACUGUUCUCCGCCCUUGGCCUAACGAUGGACACUAGCAUCGAAAGACAGCUAUUUUCCCCGACCAAGACGAAUCUAUCUAGUGAUUAUGAAAUCUCAAGUACGCUCAGCGACGACUUCGGAAUAUUCGACAAUCAAUUAAACAUGAUAAAUCCGACAGAUUGCUAUACUGACUUAACUUAUUCUCCGCAAUUAUCUUGGAACGACUGGUCGACCACCAAUACCUCUACAUCGUCAGGUUAUUUUAGCGAAUUGGGUGAAUUGAAUUCAGAGCUGGACUGGUGUCUAGAGAAGAGCUGGGACUCCGGUCUUCCGGAAAGAACACCAUUGUGCACUGCAGGAUGCGAAGGAUUUUUGCAUCUACCACCUCUAUCAAAUCCGCAACAGAUGCCGCAAUAUGAAGAACCAUUACUAGUACUCGGCAUCGAUUUACGAGCGUUGGAAAAUACAUUAGGAACAAAUACGAUAGAUUAUAACAACAACCAGUUAAACGACAAUCUCCUAAUCUCAUCAGCAGCUACUGCCGCUUUAGCAACCCACGAUUACACUAAUCGUAGUUUAGCAAAUGCGUCCGAAGAUCGAUGCUUUCCAUGUACCUACCAAGGAUGUUUAAAAGUAUAUGCCAAAGCAUCUCAUUUGAAAGCUCAUUUACGCCGACAUACUGGCGAGAAACCGUUCGCGUGCACUUGGGCCGGUUGCGUAUGGCGUUUCAGUCGAUCGGAUGAGCUGGCGAGGCACCGGCGAUCGCAUUCGGGCAUUAAACCGUAUUCGUGCGAGAUAUGCUCGAAAAAAUUUGCACGUAGCGAUCAUCUGGCCAAGCAUCGUAAAGUGCACCGGAAAAAUGCCUACCCAUUGUUUCACGGGGCUAGAGGACUACGUGGCGGCAAGAUAAAUGUUUUACCGUCAGAAAUCUAAGACCCCUUUCGUCAUUUAAAAUUUCUUUUUAACUAAGAAAGCAAGCCAAAGUUUAUCACUAAGGACAUGAAACUAUACGUCUACAUAGCUUCUACAUA
This is a messenger RNA of Mycetomoellerius zeteki, 1500 nucleotides long. Its product is annotated as Wilms tumor protein homolog. Gene Ontology annotation, biological process: regulation of transcription by RNA polymerase II. The transcript has 5 exons. Lineage: Eukaryota; Metazoa; Arthropoda; Insecta; Hymenoptera; Formicidae. Bases 476 to 1402 code for a protein of 308 amino acids. Gene Ontology annotation, molecular function: DNA-binding transcription factor activity, RNA polymerase II-specific; RNA polymerase II cis-regulatory region sequence-specific DNA binding. The record is from RefSeq and is a predicted model, not a curated record.